Molecule: messenger RNA, 2159 nt
Organism: Fomitopsis serialis
Lineage: Eukaryota; Fungi; Basidiomycota; Agaricomycetes; Polyporales; Fomitopsidaceae
Exons: 2
Coding region: 152-1945 (597 amino acids)
Source: RefSeq, a predicted model, not a curated record
CACGGACGGCAAUACUUGGCACACUGCCAAGAGACUACACCAAGUGAUAGCCCUGCAGCGCGUGUCUCGUCCAUUGUAACAGCUCUGUAACUUCGUCGCUCACUAUCUUCGGCCACGAACCGCACAGACUACAACUUGUUUACACCGCGCGAUGCCACCGUCCGCUCCGAGUCGGCUUCCGCUGGAGCUUUUGGGCGUGAUACUUGAACAGCUGGCGACACACGCUCAUGCUCAGGAUCUGGAAGAUGGUGACAUCAGUCUCGAAGACAGUCGCAUUGCGCGUACGGCUCUCGCUAGGUGUGCACGGGCGUCCCGUAGCUUCCACGAGCAAGCGAUCAGGAUUCUCUGGAGGGAACAGCAGAUGGGCCACGCCUGCGACGCUGUCCUGUCGAACUUUGAUUUCGGCUCUGUCAAGUGGCCUGAGCAGGACGAAGGCACCUGGGGAGGAGGACCAGAGUCCGAUGAUGAGGCGAACGAUGAUAUGGCGGUGGGGAUCGAUCCCUAUGACUAUCCAUUUACCUAUAAAUACGUCUCAGGGCCCAUCACCACGGAGGAAUGGUCGCGCUUCGAGUACUAUGCCCAGUUCGUCCGUGUGCUCCGCUACUUGAACGAGGAGACGAUCGACCCCUCUGUCUUCUUUUACCUCCAGCAGCAUGCCCGUGGCAAGCCGCUUUUCCUCAAUCUGCGCGAGCUCGUAUGGGAACACGCCACGCCUGAGGUAGCGUCCGUCAUCACGCCGACCAUCAGCAUCCUUCGUCUCCCUGAAGACCAUGGCGAAGAGGAGAACGGCUCUCAGUUGCGCGAGUUUGGGUACCGCAUGCGACGACACACGUUCAAACAACUUCUCCCCAGCAUCCUCGAGCGUCUUCCAGAACUGGAAGAGCUCGAAUUACGGGCAUUCGGUCAUGAAGCCUUCUGGUUUCCAUUCAUAUCGACACCACAUGGUCGCUUCGUCAUUCAAACGCUCCGCACUCUCCGUAUACGCGAGUCGCGUCGCGCCCUCAUGAGAGUGGCUCUCGCAGCGCUGUCCACGAUUGAGGGACUCGCCGAGCUCAAGAUUGACCUGGAUGAAAGAGGUGGUGUACACGAUCCUGCGGCGGACCAUGACAAGGGCAUGCCUCCUGUCCGUGCGUUUGCAAAUCUGAAGCACCUACAGAUCGAGGGGCGGACGACAGGAGUAGCUGCCGUCUUCGCUGCGAUCGCCGCGCCUGGACUAGAGGUCAUCGAGCUAACUUGCGGGGGCUGGCAAUCGGAUCCAGAAAGAGGACGUAUCCCCAUGGUGGAGAACGCGCUGUCCACGAUCUUCGGCCAACUGCGUCGCCGGAACGCAGCGUCCCUGCAAAAGCUCCACCUUGCCCUGCGUCAGUUCGACGAGCCCCUUUUUCUCGGAGACACAGCGCCUGACACGCCACCUCUCAAUGUUCUUGCAAGUCCAUUGCUCGAGCUCCGUCAUCUCCAGGACCUCCAGAUACACCAGUACGAGCUGACUGUCGGGUACUCGCGUGUCAAUGUCCCUGCCUUAGUGGCGGCUUGGCCCAUGUUACGGAGCCUCGCCUUACCGAACGUCCUCAUCAACCUCGAAUCUCUGCAACUCGUCUCGCGUACGUGCCCUAAGCUCGAAAGCCUGACAGUCAAGACUAUCAUAUGGCACUCGUCCGACAUCGCGGGACUGCUAGACAGCAGUCCCUCCGACCUGGGUCCUGUGAACCGGGGCGCGAACAGGUCUGCGCUUCAAGUGCUACGCAUUUCCCAUCCGUGGACCUUGAAGACCAUGGAACCUGAUACCAUCAGCAGUAUUGCACGCCUCCUGGACUUGCUCUAUCCCGAGCUCAUCCCUGAGCGGUGCUCCGGGAAGAACACCCCUCUUUUCGAAGGUCAGAAAAGCUGGCUCAACAUCAUGGAUGAAGUGGAAAAGUUACAGCUGGCACGACGGAAUGGUGUGUAGAUCGCUUAGCGUGUUGUCAAACUGUCGAGCUAAGCGCGAUAUUUUGAUCCAGCAUGAGUGCUGUUCAGUGCCGCCAUGAGUGUUCGUAGGUAGCUCUUUUUCCUACAUACUACACCAUAGAUAUGUGCUUACCUUGACAACCCGUAGUGUAGAUGCUUCAAUGGACGGCAGAUUUAACUCUGAUGGGGUACAUAUCCUGCAGGACUUCGUUUUC